AUGCCAGACAAGCGUGGUUUGUCCGUACAAAAUGUAGAAGAACUGGAUGUAUCUAAAUUAACAGCUUUAUCACCGGAGGUCAUCAGUCGCCAAGCUACCAUUAACAUUGGUACUAUAGGCCAUGUCGUCCACGGGAAAACAACAGUUGUGCGUGCCAUUUCCACAGUGCAUACUAUUAGGCAUAAAAACGAAUUGAUUAGAAACAUCACAAUAAAGCUUGGAUAUGCUAAUGCUAAAAUAUACAAGUGCAACAAUGAAGCAUGCAUACGCCCUGCUUGUUACCGUUCAUUCGGAAAUGCAACAGAUGAUUCUCUUCCCUGUCCUAGACCUGGUUGCGAUGGAACACUAACACUACUAAGGCAUGUUUCGUUUGUGGAUUGUCCAGGUCAUGAUAUUUUAAUGGCAACUAUGUUAAACGGUGCUGCUGUUAUGGAUGCAGCAUUAUUGUUAAUAGCCAGCAAUGAGACAUGCCCACAGCCCCAAACAAGUGAGCACCUCGCUGCUGUAGAGAUCAUGCAGUUAAAAUACAUAAUUAUUCUUCAAAAUAAGAUUGACUUAAUCAAGGAAAGUCAAGCUCGUGAACAAUAUUCUCAGAUUUUACGUUUUAUCCAGGGUACUGUUGCUCAAGGAGCUCCAGUUGUACCCAUCUCAGCACAAUUGAAGUAUAAUAUUGAUGUUGUUUGUGAUUACAUUGUGAAUCACAUUCCGGUUCCAGUACGGGAUUUCACAUCAGCACCUCGUUUGAUUGGUGAUAAAUCAUUCGAUGUAAACAAACCUGGUUGUGAAGUGGAUGAUUUACAGGGUGGAGUAGCCGGAGGGAGCAUUUUGCGAGGUGUUCUUAAGGUUGGGCAGAAAAUAGAAAUCAGACCAGGUCUCGUCUCCAAAGAUUCUGAGACUGGAGGUGUUACAUGUAGACCCAUUAUUUCGUGUAUCGUGUCACUUUUCGCAGAGCAGAAUGAUCUUGCUUACGCUGUUCCAGGAGGUUUAAUUGGAGUUGGAACAAAAAUCGAUCCACAGUUGUGUCGCGCUGAUCGUUUGGUCGGUCACGUUUUAGGAGAGGUUCAAAAACUUUCUAAAAAUGAAGUUUUGAUGGUGAAUAUCGGGUCUCUUUCUAGUGGUGGAUGUGUUAUAGCUGUUAAAGGCGAUCUCGCUAAAAUACGACUUAAUAGCCCUGUGUGUACUCAGGUUGAUGAAAAAAUCGCACUGAGCAGGCGUGUUGAAAGACAUUGGCGAUUGAUAGGAUGGGGAGAAAUUCGACGUGGUGUCACAAUUCAACCUGUUCAGUGAAUGAUAGUAUGAAUGUGAAGAUUUGUACUUGUGUGUGCUGAUUGAUAUCCUUGGUUGUUUGUGUAACUUAAAUCUUUGUCAAAACAAAUGUUUUGUAUCUUGGACUUAACUGUUAUUUUUUCCUAGAAAUUACGAUUACCUAUUUACAGCUAUUUGUUAUGGCAAAUAAGAAAUUUAUCGAUAGCAAUUAUCGUUACCUUAAUAUCAUUCAUUGAUCUGUCAGCUCUAUUCAUAACCGCUGUGGGUUCUAGGGAGAUGGUUGAGUCCCUGAUGCCAUCAACCUAACUGCUUGUGCUCUAAUGAUUCCGAUAAAUCGUAGUUUACGCAGUUCUUCGAAAUAAAC
Schistosoma turkestanicum is the source of this 1630-nucleotide messenger RNA. Lineage: Eukaryota; Metazoa; Platyhelminthes; Trematoda; Strigeidida; Schistosomatidae. The record is from the annotation of a GenBank genome assembly.